Molecule: messenger RNA, 2414 nt
Organism: Punica granatum (pomegranate)
Lineage: Eukaryota; Viridiplantae; Streptophyta; Magnoliopsida; Myrtales; Lythraceae
Source: RefSeq, a predicted model, not a curated record
UACCGUUGUUUCCAUUACGCAGAGCAAGCAACAGAGUGCCCAGUCUAUUUUCCUCUUGCCUCUUCAAAUGAUUCAAAAACACGAACAACGAGGACGCUCUGACCGCCGCCGGAUUCUCUCUUUUCCAGCAGUUCACCCGUGCGAGGGGAUAUCUCCGGCGACCCUUCUCGAGUCCCUGAUCUCUCUCGCUCGUCAGAUAUGCGGUUACCAGUCGAAGUUCUUUGCGACCCAGCGGAGGAACUCCAGGGAAAUGAUCCGCCUCGUCGGGAUUCUGCUGGAGUUCUUCCAGGACGUGCAGGAGAACCGGUUGGUUCUCUCGGGGUCGACGGUACUUUGCUUCUCAGAGCUCCACCUUACGUUCCAGAAGAUCGGUUUCCUGCUGGAGGACUGUUCCCGGGAAGGCGCCCGGCUCUGGAUCUUGAUGAAGUCUCAAUUCGUUGCAGGUCAAUCCCGCGUGCUGGUUCGCGCGAUUGCCACGGCCCUCGAUAUCUUGCCUUUGGAUGUGAUCGGGGUGGGGAAUGAAGUUAAGGAGUUGGUUGAUUUAGUGGCGAAGCAGGCGAGGAAGACCAGUUGCGAGCUUGAUCAAGGCGAUGAAUGGGCAAUGAGAGAAAUUCGUCUAAGUUUGGAUUACUUCGAGAAGGAAAUUGAACCGAACCAAGGGCUCACUAGGUGGGUUCUCGACUAUCUCGACAUAAAAUCCUGGAGUGAUUGUCACAAGGAAAUUAAAUUCAUGGAAGAAGAGAUCGGUUAUGACUGCUUCGAGUGUGACGAGACGGAAUUCUCACUCCUCAGUAGCUUAGUCGGCUUCAUGAGCUACUGCAGAGGAGUGAUCUUUGAAGCUUCGGAUUGUCAGAGUCAUCCAGAUCAGACAGACGUCAGGCUGAACACAGAAACACUCAGCUGCUUAAAUCCCGAGGAUUUUCGAUGCCCAAUUUCUCUAGAGCUAAUGACAGACCCCGUGACAGUCUCCACAGGGCAGACUUAUGAUCGGUCCUCGAUCCAAAAAUGGCUCAAGGCGGGGAACUUGAUCUGCCCAAAGACUGGGGAGAAGCUGACGAGCACCGACUUAGUGCCGAACACAACACUUAGGAAGCUCAUCCAGCAAUUCUGCAGUGAUAAUGGGAUAUCUCUGGCUAAAUCAGGUAGGCAGAGUCGGGAUAUCACGAAAACCAUUGUCCCUGGAAGCCCAGCAGCCUCGGGAGCCAUGAAAUCUCUCUCAGGAUUCCUGGCUAGGCGGCUUGUUUUUGGGGCAGACGAGCAGAAGCACAGGGCUGCAUACGAGGUUCGGUUACUCUCGAAAUCAAACAUCUUCAACAGGUCUUGUUUAAUCGAGGCAGGCGUGGUUUCUCCUCUGCUAAACCUCUUAUCUUCGACUGAUCCCGUGGCCCAAGAUAAUGCAAUUUCUGGCUUGUUGAAACUCUCGAAACACGCCAGCGGGAGAAAGCUGAUUGUGGAAUGUGGAGGUCUGAGGUCGGUUGUCUCAGUCCUUAAGAGAGGCCUAACUCUUGAAUCGAAACAAGCAGCAGCAGCAACAAUAUUCUAUAUUUCCCUUGUUAAGGGAUGCCAGAAACGAAUCGGAGAAAUACCUGAAGCAAUCCCCUCCCUCGUAGAGCUUAUUCGGGAGGGGAAGCCUUGCGGGAAAAAGAAUGCCGUUGUCGCAAUUUAUGGAGUGCUUCUUUACCCCGGAAAUCACCGACGAGUCCUAGAGGGUGGGACGGUUCUGGUGCUAGUGAACACGAUCCUCUCUUCUUCUUCUUCUUCGACUGACAAAGUCGAGCUACUAAUAGAUUCUUUGGCGGUUCUCGCUUCCCUUGCCGAGAGUGUCGAUGGAACAGUCGCGAUUCUUAAAACUCCGGCACUGCCCUUACUAACCGGUUUGUUGAGAUCCUUGCCGUCAAGAGCCGGGAAAGAGUACACUGUUUCGAUCCUGCACUCUCUGUGCAUCAAUGGCGGAAAAGACGUGAUUGCUGCCUUGGCUAGGGAUGCUUCUCUUACAGGUUUCCUCUAUUCCCUUCUCAAUGAAGGGACUAGUGGGACCUCGAAUACGAGCAAGAAGGCAAGUUCACUCAUCAGGAUUCUUCUCAACUUCAGUGAGAGGAACUAUACGGGGAUGGCGAAUUCUUCUGCAGGCUCCUGGGGACGAAUCGGAAAUGACCGAUAGAAUUGUUUUCUCCCAUCGAAGUGUGUCAGCUUUUCUUGUCCAUUGUAAAUAUAUACACUUUGGUAAGAGUCUUUUAGGGUUAUAGUUCGAGUUAUGAUUUGUUCCGCUAGCUCAAUGUUUUUGUGCAGCAGCUAGCUCUUUAUUAUAUGACAACAUCUUUGCUAGAUCAGAAGGUCAGCGGACGAUACAUCGACAGGGCACAUUGUUUUGCUGGGUUCAAUAAAAUGAAUGUGAAUAAUGUGUUGAGUUCUCA